CUUUCACUCACACUCUGCCCUGCUUCUUUCAUCCAUCUAAUCGACCCCGUGACUUGGCGACGCUGCGACGCCAGUCCAACGCGUCUCCCGAGAGGAACUUGCGCAAAGGCACCUCGACCAGGCGCCUCGACCGGGCACGCGGCGGACAAUGCUGGAGCAAAUGCCCGACAUCUGACAACCUGCCGAAUGGGUCUUGUACUGUUCUACCCAUUGCUUAUCCCAUAAUCACAAUGGCUCUAUCUCGUCCCAAUACUAUCAGGAGCUUGGCCGACGCCUUCAAUGCCUGUAAGGAUGGCCAGCCUCUUUGGUCAGUCAAUCUCAUGGGCACCGUCGUUGACAAGCUGGACCCAACCAAGAACGAGAAGACUGGGGACCUACAAAUGACCUUUACCAUCAACGACUCAACAAGAUUGCUCAAGGCUAGGUUCUUCGGCGAGCUCCCUCCCAUCCAGUCGCUUGGAGACAUCAUCUUGAUACGCAACUGCAAGGUCAUGUUCAUCCGGAACACUUCCGAAAUAUUGAUUGGCAAUGAGAAGAAAACGACGAGUACAUUCGUCUUUCAACCGGACAAUCUACCACGAGAGGAAGCAUACAUGCAAAGCUUCUACGGUGGUCAGAAUCUUCCAUACUUACGCCAAGUCCCCCAAGGUUCACACACGACGCCUUCUAAAGACGAGCAGAUGUAUGCAAUAGGUCUCAUGCGGCUGUCUCUACCCGCUCUAGUCACUGCCGCUGCUUCUAAAGCCACCUCUCUUCCAGACAGACCGGCCGCUUCCAGAACCGGCGGCCCUCCAAAGGUCAAAGCCAAUAAACUCCGUUUGAUCCAGAGCGUAGGCUAUGACCAGUAUUGCGAUCUCGUCGUUGAAGUCGUCAAGAAGUUCCCCGAUUCUUAUGGUAAUAUGGAAUUGUAUGUGACUGACUACACAUCCAAUAACCUGCUUUACGACUAUCCUGCUCCGAACGACGCAGAUGCGGAAGACGAUUACAACAGGGAUGGCGACAUCUACGAAUAUGUCUCGAACGUGACUGGCAAGCGUAAGAAUUGGUCAGGACCUUCUGGCCGCCACACUCUCAAAAUCGACCUUCGCCCGCCACAUGCAGGAUUUGCUCGCGACAAAGUAAAGGAAGGUGACUUUGUCAUGCUCUCAAACGUUCGGAUCAAGAAAAGCAAUGCGGGUAAAAUGGAAGGAAAUCUCUGGGAGGACGGGAGAUAUCCGGACAAGGUUUGUGUGCAUCAACUAAGGAACGGCAGUGAGGAGUUGAAGACUCUCCGGAACCGUCGUGAAAACUACUGGGCGCAUCUCAACAAGGCCACGCUUAAAAGGCAGCUAGAAGAGCAAGCUAAGGAGAAGUCACGAAACAAGGCCAAGAAGCCGAAGAAGAAGGGGAAAAAGGCCAAAACAUUGGACAGAGAUGCAGACAGAACGGCUUCAGGUUCGUCGGCCAUUGCCAACAACAAACACGUUACUUGCGUUGGGCCUGAGCAUGACAUCAGCACGAUUGGAGACAUACAAUCCAUGAUCCACUCUUACAAGAGUAGAUCUGGACGAGAAUUCACAACACCUCUUAACGUCUGUUACAAAGUCAGGACUAGAGUCGUCGACUUUUGGCCACCUUUACUGGAGGACUUCGCACGACUCGUACGAAUCGACCAGGGCUCUGGAGAUGCUUCAGACGAUGGAACAGGCACGAUAAGUCCUUCGAGUCAAAAGUGGCAAUGGGACUUCUAUCUUCUCCUAGAAGAUUUCAAAUCUCAUCAGUCAGGCCAAACGCCAGCCCAGCAGUGGGUACACGUGGAUCACAUGGGUGCGCAGUACCUUCUGGGAAUCGAGGAAGAUGCUACAGACUUGCGGCACGAGACACAGACACUGGCACAGCUACGGGAACAGAUGGCAGUUCUUUGGGGAAAUCUGGAAGAGCUCAAGACUGAUGCUACGGCGAAACACCAGCCAUAUCCACCAGACCCGUUAGUGGUAGCGGAAGGCAUGGAGCUAUCGAAUCUGCCUUUCCACUGUUGCAUUGAGGAAUACGGUCAAGAGCUGGAUGAGGCGGACAUCGGGUCUGAUGAAGCUUUCGGUUACAUGACAGUGUAUGCGAUCUUCGGCACACGCAUAUUCUCAGGCAGACGUAAUGAAUGAGUCUGGAUCGAUUACAUUUUUUAAUGACAGUCAUGAUUUCACGUACACCUGC
Molecule: messenger RNA, 2190 nt
Organism: Aureobasidium subglaciale EXF-2481
Lineage: Eukaryota; Fungi; Ascomycota; Dothideomycetes; Dothideales; Saccotheciaceae
Exons: 6
Coding region: 231-2138 (635 amino acids)
Biological process (GO): regulation of telomere maintenance via telomerase; telomere capping
Cellular component (GO): chromosome, telomeric region; nuclear telomere cap complex
Molecular function (GO): telomerase inhibitor activity; G-rich strand telomeric DNA binding
Source: RefSeq, a predicted model, not a curated record